GCCAGGACUCUCAGGAUGAAUCUGUCUAGAUCCAGAUCAGGUGACGGUGGUGAAGACCAUAAUCAUCGUGAAAAUGAGAGAAGAUGGCAGCAAGAGCGUCUCCAUAGAGAAGAAGCCUAUUAUCAAUUUAUUAAUGAACUCAAUGAUGAAGAUUAUCGACUAAUGAGAGAUCAUAAUCUUUUAGGCACCCCUGGAGAAAUAACAUCAGAAGAACUACAACAACGGUUAGAUGGAGUGAAGGAACAACUAGCAUCGCAGCCUGAUUUGAGAAAUGGGACAAGUAACAGAGUUUUAGACUCAGAAGUCCCUCGAGAAAGUUCAAAUGAAGAUUCUCUGCUAGAAUGGUUGAACACCUUUCGUCGCACAGGAAAUGCAACUCGAAGUGGACAAAAUGGGAACCAAACUUGGAGAGCUGUGAGUCGAACAAACCCAAACAGUGGAGAGUUUUGGUUUAGUCUGGAAAUCCACAUAAAUCAUGAGAAUAGAGGAUUUGAAAUUAAUGGAGAAGAUUAUUCAGGCAUUCCACUUUCAGAUAUUAGCAGGGAUCAUACUAGCAAUAGGCAAGAAAGAUCAACUAGUCCUGUGGCUAGGCGAACAAGAAGCCAAACCUCCAUGGAUUUCAGUGGUAAUAGUUCCACCAUUACAAGGACAAGGCUUGGUUCAAGGGGGCAGAAUUUAGUUGAAGGAUCACUUUCAACACUGGGAAGGUUAAGGAAUAGAAUUGGGCGGGCAGUUGGCAUUCCUAGAACUAGUGCUUCGCGUGCUAAUUUUAGUAAUCACACAAACCAAUCAGUUGGUAGUGAACUCAGGCAAAGGGAGGGGCAGAGAUUUGGAGCAGCACAUAUUUGGGAAAAUGGAGCUAGAACUAAUGUCACAGUGAGAAAUACAAACCAAAGAUUAGAGCCAAUAAGAUUACGGUCUGCUUUCAGCAGUCAAAGCCGUUCACCAAUUCAGAGACAGAAUGGCACUGCCUAUCAUAAUUCCCAAAGGGAAAGUAAACCUUUGCAGCAAACAAUUAGAAGGUCUGUGAGGAGGAGAGGUAUAACUCGGGUCUUUGUAGAGCAAGAUAGAGAACGCAGAGGUACUGUAAGUGCCCCAUUCUCUAAUUCAAGACUUGUGUCAAGAAUAACAGUAGAAGAAGGAGAAGAAUCCAGCAGAUCCUCAACUGCUGUACGAUGACAUCCAACAAUCACACUGGAUCUUCAAGUGAGGAGAAUUCGUCCUCGAGAAAAUAGAGAUCGGGAUAGCAUUGCAAAUAGAACCCGCUCUAGAGUAGGGCUAGCAGAAAAUACAGUCACUGUUGAAAGCAAUAGUGGGGGCUUUCGCCGAACUAUUUCUCGUUUAGAGCGGUCAGGUAUUCGAACCUAUGUUAGUACCAUAACAGUUCCUCUUUGGAGGAUUUCUGAGAAUGAGGUUGUUGAGCCAUCCUCAGUGGCUCUUCAGUCUAUUUUAAGGCAGAUCAUGACUGGGUUUGGAGAAUUAAGUUCUUUAAUGGAGGCUGAGUCUGAGUCAGAGAUUCAGAGAAAUGGUCAGCAUUUACCAGAGAUGCAUUCAGAACUGAGUAACUUAGGUACAGUUAAUGAAAACAGCCAGCUCAGUGAAGGUUCCUCUCAAGACAGGGAAGCCCAAGAAGACAGCACUGAAAUGCAAGCUGAAAAUGAGACCACCCAGCCUCAGACUCAAAACAGUGACAGUAGAGGAGGCAGGCAGUUGCGAAAUUCAAACAAUUUAGUUGAAACUGGAACACUACCUAUUCUUCGCCUUGCUCAUUUCUUUUUACUAAAUGAAGGUGAUGAUGAUGAUCGAAUACGUGGUUUAACCAAAGAGCAGAUAGACAAUCUUUCCACCCGGAACUAUGAGCAUAAUGGUAUUGAUAGUGAACUAGGUAAAAUCUGUAGUGUUUGUAUCAGUGACUAUGUAACUGGAAACAAGCUCAGGCAAUUACCUUGCAUGCAUGAAUUUCACAUUCAUUGUAUUGACCGAUGGCUCUCAGAGAAUUGCACUUGUCCAAUCUGUCGGCAGCCUGUUUUAGGAUCCGGCAUAGCAAAUAAUGGGUGAAAUGAUGGGAUCUAUUCAAAUAUUGUAUUUUAAUAGAGAUGACUAUUGAAGCAUUCUUUUGUUGAGUUAUUUGUGAUGAGCUAACCAGGAUGAAA
Molecule: messenger RNA, 2153 nt
Organism: Marmota flaviventris (yellow-bellied marmot)
Lineage: Eukaryota; Metazoa; Chordata; Mammalia; Rodentia; Sciuridae
Product: E3 ubiquitin-protein ligase RNF6-like
Biological process (GO): ubiquitin-dependent protein catabolic process; positive regulation of DNA-templated transcription; protein ubiquitination
Cellular component (GO): nucleus
Molecular function (GO): ubiquitin protein ligase activity
Source: RefSeq, a predicted model, not a curated record